Molecule: messenger RNA, 1744 nt
Organism: Carassius carassius (crucian carp)
Lineage: Eukaryota; Metazoa; Chordata; Actinopteri; Cypriniformes; Cyprinidae
Product: WD repeat-containing protein 41-like
Exons: 13
Coding region: 301-1650 (449 amino acids)
Biological process (GO): regulation of autophagy
Cellular component (GO): lysosomal membrane
Molecular function (GO): protein binding
Source: RefSeq, a predicted model, not a curated record
ACCGGCGCGGAACUGAUACAUUGUGUCAGACGUGACGUGUGAAGGGUUCUGUCAAACAAAACGUGUUUUAAUGUUUCUGUGCGUCACAGAUCUUAAUGUAUUCCAAUAGAGACUGAUCUGACGCGAAUGGUUUAGUGUUUUAAUAAAGACUCUUCACAUCAGGGAUAUCAACAGAACGCGCCGCGCGUCCCUGCCAGCCGGUUUCGCAACAUGCAGCUACACUGAUUUGCCUUGUGAUUGGUUUGCACACAAAAUCCAUUGGUUUGCAUGUAAAUUCAGAUGCUUUUUUAAAAGAACAACAUGUUGCGGUGGAUUCUGGGAGGUCGGGAAGCGCAGGGAACAGUGGAGAAGAGUGCAGCGCUGUUCAUUGGGGAGGAACAGCCCAAAAACUGUUUCACGGAGAUGCAGGUGCUGAAAGGACACUUUGACAUUGUUCGAUUUCUGGUGCAGAUUGAUGACUUAAGGUUUGCGUCUGCAGGUGACGAUGGCCUGGUGCUCAUUUGGAAUGUUGAGACUGGAGACUGUUUGUUUGCAUUGCGCGGUCAUACACAGCAAAUCACUGCAAUGACAUCAUACACCUUCAUCAGAGGAGGAACCGCACACACGGCGCUCAUCACCGCAUCAUCAGACCGCACGCUCAGUUUAUGGGAUCCAGAUUCAGGGAACCGAGUGCAGAACAUUUCUGAUCUCCAGUCCUCAGUGAAGUGUUUGCUGGUGUUGGCUCAUCUGGACGUGUGGCUCUCAGGUGGAAAUGAACUGUGUGUUUGGAACAGAGACUUGGAGCUGCGGUGUAAAAUGGUUCAUCACAGCGAUGCAGGCAUCUCGGCCAUGGUGGAGUUACCAAAGAACUUCAUUGCAGCUGCCAUGGAUAAAGAAAUUGUGAUAUUUAAGCUGAACCUGUCUGGAUCAGACAUUGCGGUCAUGGCCAUGCGUCAUCUAGCUGACCAUCACGACACCAUCCGUUCUCUCAUCCACAUCAACGAUGGCUUGUUUGCGAGUGGCUCUCAUAUCGGUGAGCUCAUUAUCUGGGAUUCAGUGGAUUGGACGAUCCAGGCAUAUGAGCACAUUCUGUGGGAGGAGCCAGCGAGAGACAGCCAAUCAGAGUUCAAACUGAAUCACCAGAAACAGAUCGAGAGGUCCAUUCAACACAUGAGCUCAGAUGGGGAGUAUAUAGUGGCGGCUGUAGGCAGUGGUCUGUAUGUUUAUAAUGUGCUGAUGAAGAGUGUGGUGGCAUACAGGAGGACGGCCCAUGAUUCAAAUAUCUUGCACACCAUGCUUCAGCAGGACAGCUUGAUGUCGUGCUCUGAGGACGGUAGUGUGAGGAUGUGGGAGUUACAGGACCUCCCCCUGCCCGCUGAACCCGCCUCCUCAGGGUUUUUUGGGAUGUUUGGCACUUUUGGCAGGUCCAGUAAGCAGACAGGCCCUCCUGCAAAGAAAAUCCCAGAAGUCCCUGGUUUGCGCUCGCUGGAACUGAUCGGCGAUCUGAUUGGUCACUCUGGAGCUGUGCAGAUGUUUCUGAGUUUCAAGGACAAGGGUCUGGUCACCUGCUCCACCGAUCAGCUGCUCAUCGUCUGGAAGGAUGGAGAGUUACAGUCUCAGCUCCGCAGUCUCGCAGUCUUCCAGAAACUGGAGGAAAACCAGGGACUGUGAUCGGAUCUUCAAAGCCUGAUGAUCCCCAUCAUCAUCAUCAUCAUCUUCAUCAUCAUCAUCUCUGGAGCUCAAAAUGGUGCCUGGGUUGUGUUAC